Messenger RNA from Theobroma umbraticum, 1376 nucleotides. RefSeq names its product phosphatidylinositolglycan synthase family protein (gene SETH1). Gene Ontology annotation, cellular component: glycosylphosphatidylinositol-N-acetylglucosaminyltransferase (GPI-GnT) complex; membrane. The record is from RefSeq and is a predicted model, not a curated record. NCBI's taxonomy places the organism in Eukaryota, Viridiplantae, Streptophyta, Magnoliopsida, Malvales, Malvaceae. Gene Ontology annotation, biological process: GPI anchor biosynthetic process.
UCACUAGAGUCACGUGCUGAUAAUUGGUAACUUCAAUUUGCCUUUCUUUGGGCUCUGUGUAAGGCUUAGUUGGGCACUUGGACUUUGUGGCCCUCUCUCUACCGGGAAAAACAAAAGACGUUAGCUUUCCCUCCAUGGGCUUCAUCGCGUUCUCAAUCAACCUACUUGAAGCUCCUAACUUUCAAAACCCAGAAAAAACGCAGUUUUCUCAGCUCAACUCCAACGUUUCUUCUUCUCUGAAUUUAAGGAAGCUGCAUUUGCCAUACAGCAGGGCUAUUGUAAUGGAUGCAAGCAUCAGUGGUGAUUCUUCUCCAACUCGAUACAAAUGGAGAAAAGUUGCAUAUGGAGGGAUGCAACCUGGUUUUGAUGACAAUCACACAGAUGACACUUUCCUUGAAGACAUGGUCAUGAACGCUAAUGUUGUUAAAAGGAAUAUGCUCAAGGUGAUGCAGGAUUCAGUGUCUAUCUCACAAUAUCUAUGCGUUGUGGCUCUUGUGGUGCUUGUCUGGACCUACACCCUUAGGUCAACCCUCAAUGAAAACUCCCUCUUGCUUCUUGAUGUAAGCCUUCUUGGUUCAGGUUUCUUAAUUCUCCUAUUAACUGAAGAAAUGCUCUCCCUCAACCUUCUUUUGCACUAUGUCCUCAAUGUUUCCUUUUUUACCACUGGUUUGUACGUUUUGGCCCCUAUCUACCAAACCUUGACAAGGUCCAUUAGCUCUGAUUCCAUUUGGGCAGUAACUGUUUCACUUCUCUUGCUUCAUCUUUUCUUACAUGACUAUUCUGGAUCUACAAUAAGAGCUCCAGGGGCUCUUAAGAAUCCUAACUUGACUAGUUGUAUCUCCUUAAAUGCUUCUAUUGUUGCUUCAGUUUUCAUAGCAUCUCGACUGCCAUCAAGAUUACAUGUGUUUGCUAUUAUGCUAUUCUCGUUACAAGUCUUCCUCUUUGCACCAUUGGUCACCUAUUGUAUCAGGAAAUAUUCUUCUCGCUUGCAUCUUCUGUUCUCCUUUGCACUGAUGGCUGUGACUUUGACUUUUGUUUAUAGCCUGCAUCGCCUACUUUUUGUGCUACUGGUGGGAAUGUUAGUCUUUGUUAAUGUGGUUUGUCCUUACUGGCUUAUAAGGAUUCAGGAAUACAAAUUUGAGAUCAAUGGCCCUUGGGAUGAGGCUAAGCUUUGUUUUGACAUUACAGAUUGAGAUCAUUUUUGCCACCUUCAGUUAUUGAACAGAAAUUUUGAAACUUAACAAGAAUUCAGUUGCCUGUAAAUUGUCUCCAUUGCUUAUGUUUUAUUUUCAACUCCUAGUUACUCUUUAAUAUGCUUUGCUAUAAAAUGGGUGGUUCUUUGAUACAAAAGAUCCUGGCUUAAGCAGCAGGUAUUA